Molecule: messenger RNA, 777 nt
Organism: Coniophora puteana RWD-64-598 SS2
Lineage: Eukaryota; Fungi; Basidiomycota; Agaricomycetes; Boletales; Coniophoraceae
Exons: 4
Source: RefSeq, a predicted model, not a curated record
GUAAUACUUGGCUAUAUUUGCAUUGUAUUCGUUCUUGGCUCUAUAGGAACCGCAAUGGGUACGAAGUGGUGCGAGAUGGUGUUCAUCGAUGUCCCUCAGGGAUCGAAUGUCCUCGACAGUCCCCCCCAUAGCAACAUCAUAUGGAUAAGCAACGCCGUCUCCAUCGUCAACCUAUGGUUUCAAGACGGCCUUCUUCUUUACAGGUUUCAUAUAAUAUGGAGACAAAAUAUGCAAAUAAUCUUCCUCCCCACCAUAACGUUCUUGGCGACAAUUGUUCUUGGUUGUCUUCUCGUAGCCCAGACGUCCGAGCCGCUCAGCAGCUUUCCCUCAGGCCUUACCUCCCAUAUUACCAUAGCAUACUGGUCGCUGUCAAUUGCCUAUACCGCUGUCCUGACGUUAGGAAUAACGGCUAGACUCUUAUACAUGCGAUGGAGGAUUAGAGCUGCACUGGCGUCAGCAUAUCGCACCUGCAAUCCAUACGUCUCUAUUAGCGCCAUGCUGAUAGAGAGUGCAGCGCUAUACACAGUCAUUGGUCUGGUGUUCAUUAUUGCAUUUUCGAUGGAGAGCGAGAUACAGAACUUAGUACUGGGGUUAUUGGGACAAACUCAGUCGAUCGCGCCUUUGAUGAUUGUAUAUCGAGUUCUUCAAGGCAGGGCAUGGUCCACGUGCACUUAUCAGUCGCUCGAUAUUUCAGAUUGUUCACUCGUUGUGGAAGAGCGCUCUCCCGCAGGGCUUUCUGUGCAGGAAUGUGGAAGGAAUAUUAUGCUACAAGGUUGA